Solea solea (common sole) is the source of this 1564-nucleotide messenger RNA. RefSeq names its product torsin family 1 (gene tor1). Gene Ontology annotation, cellular component: nuclear envelope; endoplasmic reticulum lumen; endoplasmic reticulum. The record is from RefSeq and is a predicted model, not a curated record. Lineage: Eukaryota; Metazoa; Chordata; Actinopteri; Pleuronectiformes; Soleidae. The transcript has 5 exons. Gene Ontology annotation, molecular function: ATP hydrolysis activity; kinesin binding; ATP binding. The coding region runs from base 118 to 1134 and encodes 338 amino acids. Gene Ontology annotation, biological process: nuclear membrane organization; protein localization to nucleus.
GGGUUUCCUCCUCCGGUAUCUUCACUGCUCGCGUUCCGCUGAUUGGACCUACUUGGAGACAUUUCGCAGUUCUUCACACACAUUUCCGGGGAGUAGUAGCGGGACACUGGUGCGAAAAUGAAGCCGAGGAGGCAACACGUCCUGCUGCUGUGGCUGCUGCUCAGCUCCGGUGUGUUGACCGAGGCCAUCGAGCCCAUCAGCACCACCAUCGCUGUCGGCGUGGCUGCGACGCUGACGGCGUUCAUAGCAAGUUACCCGAACAUGUUCUACUAUUUCCACGAGUGCUGUCGACCUGAGUGGAUUUCGUUCAACAGGACAGGCCUCCAGGUAGACCUGGACAAGAAGCUGUUCGGCCAGCACAUCGCCUCACGCAUCAUCUCAAAGGCCGUGAAUGGAUUCAUGACCAAUAACAACCCAAAGAAGCCACUGGUGCUUUCUCUGCACGGGUGGACCGGCACGGGGAAGAACUUCAUCAGUAAGCUGAUCGCUGAAAACAUUUACAAGAAGGGAAUGCAAAGCAGCUUUGUGCACGUGUUCACAUCGACGCUUCACUUCCCACAUCAAAGUCAGUUCCUUGAGUACAAGUCUCAGCUACAGCAGUGGAUCAAAGGCAACGUCACCAAUUGUGAGCGUUCCAUGUUCAUCUUCGACGAGAUGGACAAAAUGCAUCCUGGCUUGAUCGACAGCAUUAAGCCGUACCUGGACUACUACGACAAUCUAGAAGGAGUUUCGUAUCGGAAAGCCAUCUUCGUCUUCCUCAGCAACGCUGGGGGAGACAGCAUCGCACAGACCGCUCUGGAUUUCUGGAGAGGAGGACAAAGCCGAGAAGAGAUCAAGCUCAAAGACCUGGAAACCUUGCUCUCGUUGUCGGUGUUUAACAAUGAACGAAGUGGCUUCUUUCGUACAAGUUUGAUCGACAAGAACCUGGUGGACUUCUUUGUCCCACUGCUGCCUCUGGAGUACAAACACGUCGUCCAGUGCGUCAUGGCCGAGAUGGAGGCCAAAGAGAAGGAGCCCAACCAGCACGUGGCCGACAUGGUGGCCAAAGAUUUAAUCUACUUCCCCAAAGCGGAAAGAGUCUUCUCCGUCAAAGGCUGCAAGACGAUAGAGAGCAAGUUGGACUAUUACUUAUAACAUCACUGUGGGACGGACCUUACGUUUGAACACUAUAUGCACUUGAGAAAAGAAAGUAACCCACUCGCAGCCAAAUGACUAAAGAGUGGACGUGGAGCUGGCUGGACUCUGAGGGAGCUCUCUUCCACAUGUCUUAUAGUGACUGAAAGCACACUGCCAGUUGAAUGAAGGAUCAAUAAGAUUGAACUGCUAUUCUUUGGAAGUGAUUCCAAAGGUUGAGAUCUCUGCCUUUUUGUCCCACAGUAACAGCAGCAGUAGAGUUUCAGAGAUGUUGUUUUGUCUUAAAUCCACUGUUUGCAUUUAUGUGUAAUCUUUACAGUUCACUGGAGAACACCUGCCUUCAUUCUUAUUUUAACGUCAGCGUUGUGGGUGAGGUCGUCUGCACUGCUGAAUACAACAUGAGCAAGAUAGGAUUGUUUUUGGGUUGUUU